GCAUGCUGGCUUUCAAUAACCCCAUGCAAACAAAACUUCAUGACAACAUAUGUUCAUUCUUUCAAAAGUUACAGUGGGACAUGGAGACCUACAAAAAUGAACAAGAUAAGCUGGACACCGAUGUAGGGAAAAUGUUGACGCAGGACCAUUCAUCGAUUUGCAAAGUUCUGUUUGUCAUCCAUGAUCAGUGCGACAUCAGUCCCGAAAACUGUCAAAUUUUUCGGAUUAUUUUCGAAGGCCAGGAAAACUGUCAACAGUGUUAAAUCCUUUGACCAUUGAAAUAUUGAAAGGUGUUAUUAUUCCUAAGAAUUUGAUAAAAACUUUGAAUAAAGUUACUGAAGAAAAUGAAUUUUAAUAACCGCUGCAAAAUGGAUAAGCACAGUGAUGUUGAAAUCACAAAAAAUGUACGAUAUAGGAUAAUUGGUGAAAGAGGUGAAAGAAAAUCGUGGCUGACAGUCGCAAAAAUGAUGACCGAUCGGUAAUAUGCAAUUGAAGACCAUGGAGGCCAACAUCACUGUCGGUAAUGCUUCCUCCGUGGCAGGUUCCUCAUUCGGUGAUUUCACGGCGAUACUCACUGCCGCCGUUUUGGGGUUGCUGAUUCUUACCACCAUAGUAGGAAAUGUAUUUGUGAUAGCAGCAAUUCUGAAGGAAAGGAAUUUGCAGUCAGUGGCAAAUUACUUAAUAGUGAGUUUGGCUGUUGCAGACCUAAUGGUUGCCUGUCUUGUCAUGCCUUUGGGAGCUGUUUACGAGAUAAACUCAAGAUGGUCUCUGGGCCCAGAGCUCUGUGAUAUGUGGACAAGCAGUGACGUCCUUUGUUGUACAGCUUCAAUUUUGCAUCUAGUGGCCAUCGCAGUUGACAGAUAUUGGGCUGUCACCGAUCUUAAUUAUAUACAGGCAAGAAAUCCGAGAAGGAUUGGCAUCCUGGUCGUAGCUGUAUGGGUGGUAUCUUUAGCAAUUUCAUUGGCACCUCAACUUGGUUGGAAGGAUCCUGGUUAUUUGGAUCGCAUUGCAAAAGGAAAGUGCCUAGUAUCUCAAGAUCUAGCCUAUCAGAUAUUUGCAACUUGUGCAACAUUCUACCUUCCACUCUUAGUUAUUCUGAUUCUGUAUUGGAAGAUAUUCCAAGCAGCACGAAGACGCAUUAGAAAAAGGCCUGGGGCAACGAUACAACCUCCUAGAGAAAGAAGAGGCAUUCUCAGGCUCGUGAAAAAAGGUCCUAGAGAGGAAUCGACUGCCUUCACCAUAACUCGAUCGACCCCAGAUCAUUCGUCAGUUUCACCAGAAAAAUCGUCGUAUAAUGGAGCAAAUGUGCAACAGUUAUCGACAACAGUGGCCAUAGCGACGAUGACAACAACGACCGUGACGACCUUAACAACGACAACCACGUCGGCAGUGGCGUCAACAGUUACCCCAAUCCCUUCUCAGCAGAUGUCAAUGGCAUUAUCAACUAGAAGAACUCGCGAAACGAUAGAAGCUAAACGCGAGAGAAAAGCCGCGAAAACAUUGGCUAUCAUUACCGGUGCCUUCGUCGCCUGUUGGCUGCCAUUUUUCUUCGUAACAUUGCUUCAGGCAACCGUCUCGUCCUUUCACCCCCCCGAACUAGUCGCCAGUGUGUUUCUCUGGCUCGGAUAUUUCAACAGUACCCUUAAUCCAGUCAUCUAUACCAUCUUUUCUCCUGAAUUCAGGCAGGCCUUUAAAAGGAUGCUUUGUGGUAGUGCAAGAUUUGUACGCUGAUGUCCCAAAAUCCUAUUCUAGAUAUAUUUAUCAAAAAUAAUUUUAAUUGUAAUAUUUCUUUUGGUAACACUGUGUUACACUGAAAAAAUACUUUUCACUAAACAUGGUAGAAAUAGCAGGUCUAGUAGUGAUGAACAUCGAUCGAACAAUACGAUGGACAGCUGAUCUGAUCAAUCUGCUUGGUCUAUCUGCGCGAACUUCUCUUCUUGAAAACAAUCUCACACACAACAGUAAUCUUUCAAUUACAAACUUCCGAAUGAAUAAAACUUUAUCAGAAGGAUAUGAAAUUAUCAAAAUUUGGAUUUCCGUAUUUUGAAUGCUUAACUUUUUACUUCCAGGGUUUAUAUUGGCUAAAAAUUCAAACACUCGUGAGAAAUGUCAACUUUCGAAUUGAGUUCGAUCGGGAAUUAGCAAAAAAGAAAGUAUCGAUCACGAACGAGCAGAGGGAACUAUUGGCUUGACAUCCGUCUAGUGGAACUAAAACAAGUUUCAUACGUGAAAUUUCUCAUUCACCACGAAAAUCUGACUUUAUAGUCAAACAACCGUUUUUUCCUAACCGUUUUUUAUUCGUUUACCAUUUUUGUUUUCAAAGCAGAAAACAAACGUUUCUAAUUAUAGAUGGUUCAUUUUAUUGCCAUAAGAAUUCAUAAAGCUGUAAUCGAAAAUAUUUAAAAAUUUCUCAUUUUUUGCAUAUUUUUCCAACUUUACAACAAUUUAAUGGCAUUUUUUGAAAUCCACUAAUUUUUGGCUCGUUGUUUGUUAAAAUAUGUAACUUAGUAUUUCUACAGAUUCCAAUAAAAAAGAUCAUUGCACGCGAAACUUAACCUGAUUUUAAUACAUUACAGUCAAAAUGAUUAGAUAAAAAACUCAUUAGAUUGUUGUUAAAGUUAAAAAAUUCAGAAAAAUGAAUAACUUCGAAAUAUUUUCCAAUAUAAAAUCAGAUUUUGGGGAUGCGAACUAUGUCUUGUGAAAAGUAUAUUAAGAUUAUUUUACACAGUGUAAUUCUGGAAUUAAUUGUACGAUUUACUGAGAUAAAUCAUAUUUUAUGAUAUUGCCAUAAAAAUUGAGAAACAUGUGUUUCAUGCCAUUUUUAUCACAUUUUCGCCAGAAUUAUAUUUUAUUUUUAAUAUUGUUUCAAACUUUCAUAUCAUUUUUACACAGAGCAUGUUGAGAAAUGUGCGCAUGAAAUAAUGGAGCGUUCAAAAAUUUCAUAAAUUUUAAAUCUAGAGAAGGAGGGAAAAAUGAAAAUGGAGGCAAACAGCUUUAAUAAAUUUAGAAGAUAUAGAUGUAUAAUAUUAUAUUUAUGUUCAUUACAGAAGAUUUUUGCAUUUCUAACCAAAUUUGAGUGCAUUAGCUUAUAAUUUUUUAGCGAAAAUAACACUCAUCAACAAAAUGUGAUCUGUGUUGUAUUUUCAAUGGGACGUGUCUUUUGCGCAACAAUACUUUGAGCUCCUUUGAAAUCCAAAUUCCAUUUUUCUUCCAUAUAUCAGGCUUCUGACUUUUUAAAGUCAAUCGUUUCCUCAAAAUCGCUUGAAUUGUCUGAAAGUUUAUAUGAUCUUGAAUACUGUCGAAUUCUUUUCAGUUCACUUAAAGCCACUUGAAUUUUGUGUAACCCGCUUAAAUUGUCUUGAUUGAAUAGGGUCGUUGUAAUUUGUUUUAAAUCAUAGCCUAAUAAUAAAAUAGAUAAGAAUGUUGACUAUAUAGAAACGCAUUUUUGUGAAGUGUCAAUUUUUUUUAUUUCAUUCUAAAAUAUGUACAUUUUAAAGUAGGUAAUAUCUAUACGUUCGGCCACAAGCCAGGUCCCUUUUCCGUUUCCAGCUUUCGCUUCCCCUUGUCAGAUCCGUAUAUUUAGAAUCGAUCGUAUUAUAAAUGCACUUAAUCGUACUGAAUGCCCGGAAGCUGACACAGCCAUCAAAAUAUAUAAGUACAUUCCCUGCUUGGGAAAGGCAAUUUAACCACUCAAGGUCAUUGCAAUUUUUCAAAUAUUUCUAAUUCUUUUUUCAAUUUUAUUUUGAAUGAAGUAUUUUAACCACAUCCUCUUUCAUCAUUGUGAAGGGUAGAUAAUCUAUUAUUGAAAACGCAAUUGUUGUAAAUCAUGCAACGAACCAAUUACCUGAAUUCGAUGGGAUUCCUCUUUUGGGAUUCUCCUCAAUUUUGUAAAAUUCCCUUGAAUUCUAUUCAAUUCUCUUAGAUUCAUUUGUUUUCACUUUAAUAUUAAAACAUUAUCUUGAAUUCAGGUGCAAUUAUUUUAAAUUUUACGAGAAAUUCCUUUCAAAUGAAUUCCGGAGAAUUCAACAGAAUUCGAAUCUGCCGAAUUAUGAAUUGUCCAGAAAGGGAUGGUUUCUCUAUCAGACAUCCUCCGAGUGGCUAGUAUUGGUACAAUCAAGUCUAUCAUUUUUUCUUCGUCAUUAAUGAAUUAAGAUAAUGCCUCAUAUUUUACUUGUAAAGAGUUAAUAUUUAGCUCCGUAUAACUUUUUCAUCUUAAUUUUUUUUGUACAUGUUUUUCUUGUUGUCAACACAAAAUCACAUCCACUUACAGUGCGAUUUGUACCUUUUUGAAUUAAUUUUCUACUGAGAAAAACUCACAAGCCUGACAUGCAGGAAAAAAAUUGAUGUCAGUUUUAAAUUCAGCACGAAAAACGACUACCAAAAAGACUUGUCUAAUUCUAAGUACACAUAGUCAGUACUUUAUCGACCAAUUUAUUCAAUGAUGCUAUAAAGCUCGCACUUUUUUGUUUAAACUUUUGUCUUCGAAAUCUUUCAUAGACCAUAUCAAAUUAAAGUACUUUAAAUUCUAUACGCAAAGAACUCUUUACGAAGUUUGAGCAUCAUCAAAUUAAUUUAACUAAUAUUUUCGUUAUUAUCUCGCUAGAAUUUUAUUUUAAAAUCUACUGAAUUUCCCUUUGUCCAGUUAGUAAUAAAAUUAACAAUACCUCGUAUACAUUUUGGAAUUUUAUAAAUUUUAAAACUAAAAUACAAUUGGUUACAUGUUGAAUUUAUACAAACUUUUA
Belonocnema kinseyi is the source of this 4742-nucleotide messenger RNA. RefSeq names its product 5-hydroxytryptamine receptor-like (gene 5-HT1). Lineage: Eukaryota; Metazoa; Arthropoda; Insecta; Hymenoptera; Cynipidae. Gene Ontology annotation, biological process: adenylate cyclase-activating adrenergic receptor signaling pathway. The transcript has 7 exons. Gene Ontology annotation, cellular component: membrane. The coding region runs from base 484 to 1731 and encodes 415 amino acids. Gene Ontology annotation, molecular function: G protein-coupled receptor activity. The record is from RefSeq and is a predicted model, not a curated record.